AUGGCGGAGCCGUCGGCCGCCCUGCCGGUCCCAACUGACGCAGAGAGGGAGGACACCCUGGACCGGAUUCUCAUGCGGCUGGCCUUCGCCAACGACGCCUGCCUUGUGCCACUUCUCGUCUGCGUGCUCCCUUAUUCCUCCACCUCCAUGAUCAUUGGCAAGCUCGCUGUGGAGAUACUCAACCACAUCAACGAACGCCGCGGCCCAUGUCCUAGCCGCCGCACGCGCGCGUGUCAGCGAGCAGCGCAGCCCGGCAAGUCAAGCGGGCUGAAGCCCAGCAGCGGCAGCGCCCCACUCUUUUCCUUUUCUUUCUUCGGGGGCGCCGACAGCCCUGGCCCACCCAUCGCCUUCCUCCCCAAGUCGGUCUCCAGCUCCCACACGUCAACGCCACCACGGCUUGGAUCGGACCACGCGAGAUUGGCGCUUUCCCCUAACCCCCUCUCCGAUCUGUGGCCGCGGGGAGACUCGUCUCGAUUCCCUUGUCUGAUUCCCAACAUCGCCGCUCCAGAUCCGCGCCGAUUUCUUGCUCGCCGAUCUUGCCAGAGUCUGCCGCCUGAAACUUCUGUAGCCCGUCGAGUUCGUCGCCAACCGAGGGGCACACCGGAGCAACCAGCCGCUGCCGAGCCGAAGCUCCUGGGCAGCCGUCGUGCACGUCUUCAUCGCCGUCGCACAGGACACCCCCGUCGUCGUUUCGGUCACCGCUACCUCCGCCGCUCAAAGCCGCAUCCGCCCGCCCCUUCACCCUCGCCGGAGGAUCGCCGGAGAGUCGCCGUCACCGAUCCCCGACCCGCCGCCGCUUCCCCUGCUUCUGAGAUUGCUCGGAGCAUGACGAGUAGAAUUAUCAGGAAUUGUGAGUGCGACAAACUUCAUCAAACAUACAGAUUUUAUAUGACGAGUGAGUGAUACGAUGUAGGGUUACGAUGCCUAUACUCGACAUUUCCAUAUGGUAUUGAUGGACUUCAUGGAGAUUUUAUUUGCUUUUCUGUUGCAUUUUGUUUGUAUGCUAGCUUGAGCUAUGCAGGUAUGUGUAUUAUUUAAGUACUGGAUCUACGAUGUAAUACUAUGACAUGUGGUUUAUUUUUAUAUUACAUCUUGUAUUGUGUGUGCUAGCUAUUGAUCUAGGGACUAGCACAAUGAGCACAGAGACAUCGAAUCUUAUCAGGUUCGGGUCGUCACAUGUCGUUGUUUGGUGCUUGAUCGGUCGGAGCGAGAAGAAGUCCGACACAUCAACCGCGUUGUCAAACGGUUUCGCUUUCGGUCUACGAGGGUACGUAGACACACUCCCCCUCUCUCAUU
Molecule: messenger RNA, 1296 nt
Organism: Triticum dicoccoides
Lineage: Eukaryota; Viridiplantae; Streptophyta; Magnoliopsida; Poales; Poaceae
Exons: 5
Coding region: 1-903 (300 amino acids)
Source: RefSeq, a predicted model, not a curated record